AUGACCCUACUUGCUGUAAUAUUCAUUGUAGUAUUGUUCGCAACUGCAAAUAAUAUCAAUGAACAAUGCCAAGUGCAUAAUGAAAGGUGGAUUACGUGUAAUUGCAUCGGUAACGAGGAUUUUUUUCUACCAGAAGCAUAUGAUUACACGAACACUCUCAGCGUGUCGAUCACAGGCUGCGUUUCGGUGAACCUUCAUUACUCCAGUUUUCCGGAGGCGAGCAAUAUUGAGGAAGUAAUAGUUCAAAAUAUCAGUGGUAGUCUGAAUUUUGACGUCUUUUUUUCGUCAAGUCAUAUGAAACUGUUGAAGCUUUCGAACAUUGGUCGGAUACCGAUGAUAGCGAGUCAUACGUUCAUGUUCUUGAAAGCUAUUGACACGCUUGCAAUCGAGAAUACGCUUAUCGAGACUCUCGAGGAAGAGUUUGCCUACAUCAAUAUUUCGCACUUCAUUAUGAUGAACGUUACAAUCGAGCGAGUGUCCUGUCUAAAUGUCUCCGAAAAGGGCACGAAGUUGCGCAUAGUGAAUAGCAAGCUGUAUAAUGUCAUGGAAACCUUGAAUUUUGCCAAUUUCUUAAACAUCGAGAUCAUUGGCUCCAAGUUCGAAAUGCAGAAACCGGGACUAAUGUCUAUCCAAGGCGAUGUCGCCAUUGUAAAAAACAACAUUUUCUCGAACGUAAGCAUGAACUUGGUCACCACGACUGCCAUUGUGAUAAACGGCAUUUGCGCAGAUGGCAAAAGCACUCUGAGGCUUAGUUCAAGGAGCAUUGAUAGUACAGAUAACAGAUUACCGAAUGAAAUAGCUUAUCCAGGAAACGAUCAGCGUGGAGAACCUCUCACGGAAUUUCUCACGAUUCGAAACAAUACGGUCUGCAAAGCAGGCAACUGCAAAUGUUCAAUAAGUAGCGGACAGGCUUCGUGUCCUAUUCGCGUCAACACAAUAUACAUUUUCUUGUUAACAAAGUUCAUAUUUAUACGCUAUCUUUGA
Atta colombica is the source of this 984-nucleotide messenger RNA. RefSeq lists its product as uncharacterized. The transcript is spliced from 2 exons. The record is from RefSeq and is a predicted model, not a curated record. NCBI's taxonomy places the organism in Eukaryota, Metazoa, Arthropoda, Insecta, Hymenoptera, Formicidae. The coding region runs from base 1 to 984 and encodes 327 amino acids.